This is a messenger RNA of Heteronotia binoei (common prickly gecko), 2705 nucleotides long. Its product is annotated as inactive serine/threonine-protein kinase TEX14-like. Lineage: Eukaryota; Metazoa; Chordata; Lepidosauria; Squamata; Gekkonidae. The record is from RefSeq and is a predicted model, not a curated record. The transcript has 20 exons. Gene Ontology annotation, molecular function: protein binding; ATP binding; protein kinase activity. Bases 110 to 2479 code for a protein of 789 amino acids. Gene Ontology annotation, cellular component: midbody; intercellular bridge; kinetochore. Gene Ontology annotation, biological process: intercellular bridge organization; protein phosphorylation; mitotic sister chromatid separation.
AAAAAAAAGAUAAAUGCCACCAUGUGGCAGCUUAAAACCACUGUUGUGGGAGGAAUCGGUUUGUUGUGAGCACGUUUUGUUGCGCUUGCACAGUAGUGGUCGCUGAGCGAUGUCCAAGGCCCCAGUUCUCCCACCAGGCUGUCCUGUAAGCCUAGGCUACUUUUCUAAAACUCUAGAGGGGCAGCUUCUGAGGCAUGCUGUGGAGGACAACAUCAAAGAAGCCAAGAUGCUGCUGAAGAGAGGUAUAGAUGUGGACUGUCACAAUGCAGCUGGACAAACGGGGCUGUAUCUUGCUGCCUUGUUGGGAUAUGACUCUGGGGUUGAUCUCUUCUUGCGUUUCAGUGCCAAUCCCAACCACCGUUGUUAUGAUGGUAGCACCCCAGUCCAUGCAGCUGCCUUCUCUGGCCACCAAAGACUUCUUGAAAAUAUUCUGCAAGCUGGAGGUGAUUUAAGAUUCCAUGAUGAAAGAGGCCAGACUCCUAAAGAUUGGGCUGAGCUAGCUGGAAGUGAGCAGAACACUGAGGUCAUGGACUUCAUACACCAGUGCUAUAGCCAUAUGGUUAUGCGGGUGCACUACCAAUCGUUCUGCUCAAACGUUUCAGGAGUGUCUCCACAGAGCCUGCAUUCUUCUUCUGGAUCACAUUUGCCUUCCUCUUUCUGGUCUCGGGACAGCCCCAGGAUGCAAGGAAGCACAGGGGAGCCAGCUAUUGGAUAUGGACCACCCUGCCUAAGUAAGCACCAGCAGGCUGUGACUGCUACCUUCACAUUCAUCGCACACCAACAUGAGCUCAUGAGAAGCAGUAGAGAAACAGGCUGGAGUUACUCAAAUGGACCAUACACCCUCAUGAAAAACUUGCUGUGGAAUGGGCAGUUUGUCACUGUGCGGAGCUUAAAGCCAGAACUGCACGCCUGUUCCAGUAAAAUGCAUGGCACCACGGACUUGCUCUUAGCAGAACUGGAAUACUGCAGCCAGCUCCAGCACCCCAACCUUUUGCUUCUCUUGGCUGUGAGCCCCACCUUGGAUUUACAAGAACUCCAUCUUGUCUAUGAGAGAGUAGAGUUGUGCUCCCUAUACUAUGCCUUGCACUGUGAGAAUGCUGGCUCUCUAGCACUCUGCGCAGCUCUGUGCCUGCUGCUGCAGAUCUGCGAAGCCCUCCUGUUUCUGCACUCUCGUGGUUAUAUCCACCGGGUCAUUACUUCCCAUGCAGUGCAGCUGGUGAGGCCUGGACUUGCCAAGCUCAGCAACCUAGAACACAUGCAGCAGAGGAUACAGGAAGUCAGCACAAACUGGCCAAUCCCACCACCCCCACCUCUCUACAACUGGCUACCCUUGGAAGUCAUUAAGCAGCGCCCAGCCUCUGUGAACUCUGACCUCUACAGCUUCUGCGCUGUUAUCCAGGAGAUCUUCACAGGUGAAGUCCCCUGGCAUGGACUGGAUGGCCUUGUUGUGAAAGAGAAGAUGGAGGCAGGACAAGCUCUGCUGACUGAUGGCCAAGUCCCACAGCCUUUUUAUGAGAUGGUCAAGGGUGGCCUGGCUUUGAAGGAACAGGACCGGAUGGGAGCUCUCCUUGACAUCCGCUAUGUUUUGCGGACAGCUCAACAGGAUGCUGCAGGGAAGCCUCCCCUACUUUCAUCAGCAGGAGCCUCUCCCAAGAAGUUCUGUGUAUGGGCAGGACAAAGUAAGACAGGUGGAGCAUCCUUCUCAGCCGUUCCUGAAGAGCCAGUCUUUCUUGAAGUGGGCUCCAGUGGCAGAAGUGCAGGACAAAGCUCACAGCCUGAGAGCAAGGCAUCAGCGCAGGCUCAAGCAACAGAAGACCAAGUCUCAGUGAAGGAAGGUAACCAGCAGGCCAGUGCCCGCUACCCAUCCUCUUUUGGGCAGCACAAGCAGUCAGAUUGCGACACUACAUCAGACUCCGAGAGCAGCAGUGACGAGUCCGACAGGAGUCUAGGUUCUGCAGAUGUGGUAGAGACCGAUGCCAUCCAGGAGGCUGCGUUUAUGAAUAGUCUACAGGAUUCAGCCUGCCUCUUGGAAAAGGCCCAGGCCUCGCUGGAAACUCUCGAGCAACGCUUUGAAUCUGGCAUCCACAUUUUAGAGACGAUUGUCAGCCAGCCAAGCAAGACACACCGAGGCAGUCGCAGUGACAGAGGCCUGCAGGCCGCAGGGGAACAGUGUAAGGAUUACACCCAAAAUGAAUCUCUGCAAACAUUCAUUGAUUUAUCAGCCCAGGCCAGGAAGAAAAAACAGCAAAACCCUGUCUCCUCGGGCAUUUGCCAUAGGUGGAAGAGCACAGCAGAAGGCCCAUCUUCUAGCUCACAGAAGUUUGACUUACUGCAGGAGAUAAUGGUUGAAAUCCAGGAAUCAGGCGAUUCCUGCACUGUGAGCCGGAGGUUACCAGCAAGGAGUAACAAUCCUGGCGUCCCAGAGGAAAUUAAAGCAGCUGUAGAGCAAAGGAUGGCUGCUCAUUUGAAGGACCAGUGAGAGACAAUGCAUUAUAGUUGUCUGCUUAAACGUUAUAUUAUUGUUAUCAGUUAUAUUGUAUUUUAUGUUUGGGAGGAUGAUGCAGAGGCUAUGCAGUAGUCAGGUGGCUCUUUUGCUUACUGGUAGUUGUGAGUUUGAGCUUACUGCAUGAGCUGCAGAGUACCACAGAUGUGCACUGUAAAAUGUGUACAGGAGCAGUAAAAUAAUACAUUUUCAUUGCUUGGUU